Messenger RNA from Sitophilus oryzae (rice weevil), 719 nucleotides. Its product is annotated as flexible cuticle protein 12-like. The coding region runs from base 220 to 540 and encodes 106 amino acids. Gene Ontology annotation, molecular function: structural constituent of chitin-based larval cuticle. Gene Ontology annotation, cellular component: chitin-based extracellular matrix. The record is from RefSeq and is a predicted model, not a curated record. NCBI's taxonomy places the organism in Eukaryota, Metazoa, Arthropoda, Insecta, Coleoptera, Curculionidae. The transcript has 3 exons.
AUCCGACGUAAGUACUUACUUACACUCUGAACUUUAGCCGCAAUGCCAAAAUGAAGAUGGGUAGUGCGAGGGAGGGGGCUAAAUGUCAGUACCAAAAGAUGUUUACUUGGUUCGUAGGGAGCUAGAUCCGUAUAAAAGCCAAAUCGGCUAUCCUAAUCAGUCAGUUGCAAAAAUACCUUGUGGGGAAUUUUUAAAUCUAUUCCAAAAAAAAUUGCAAAAAUGAAAAUGUUCGUUGUUUUCUUCGCUAUUUUCGCUGUAGCUUUGGCAGCUCCACAAAAUCCGGCCGAUGUACAGGCUCAAGUACUGAGAUACGAAAAUGACAACAUUGGCGUUGAAGGAUACAAUUUUAACUAUGAAACAAGCAACGGAAUCAGUCAACAGGAGCAAGGCACCCUCCAAAACGCCGGAAGCGAAAACGAAGUGAUGCAAGUCCGUGGAAGUUUCUCCUAUACUGGUCCAGAUGGAGUCGUAUACACCGUAACCUACAUCGCUGACGAAAACGGAUUCCAACCACAAGGAGCACAUAUACCCUCCAAAUAAUUUUUUGACUAAGUUAAAUAUAAACUAAAAGAAAAAGAUGUUAUUGGUUCAAUAAUGUUCUUUUGUGAUUCUCAUCUUCAUCUUUUUAAAACUCAUCGUUUACGAAGAUUUGAUUUUGGAAAUCUUUGGUAAAUGCGAGCUCUCUUAUUUAUGAACACUAUCACACCUGUUUUGUAAAU